AUGUCGACGAUAAGCGGGAAAAGCGGCGAGAAGCAAAGGGGAUCGAAGAGGAUCGAGCGGACGUUGGAGGUGGAAGAGGAGUUUGAUUUGGUCAAGCUGGGCUUUGUGAGCCAGCCAGACGUCGCUGAGGCGGUGAAGGAGGAGACGAGCUCUGCAGUGGCGUCAGCUGUCCAGCUGAUCGAUACGAGUUCGCCACAGGUUGAUGGGGACAGAAAGAGCGAUGAAGUGCAAGAGCUCAUGCGGGAGACUGAGGGGGCAAAGAAGAAACCUAGCGAUGGAGAGUCAUCAGCUGUCCUGUCAAUCGACGCCUCAGCUCCGGUCGAUGAGGACGGAAAAGGCGACGACGCGCUUGGAGACGAGGUCAAGGGAGAAGUUUCUGAAAGGGCCAAGGAGGACUCAAGCUACUCAGAGUCAUCAACGGUUUUGCCGACCGAUAGAUCAGCGCCAGUCGUUGAGGAUGGGAAAAGAAACGACGCGCUUGAAGGCAAGGUCAAGCGAGGGAGGAAGUCGAACAGGCGGAAGAAGGGGUACGCAUCGGCGGAUUGGUCGCCUUCGGGGAAGGGGGCAUCAAACGAGAAGGGGGAGAAUCCGCUUCCUUUGACCACCGGCGGGGAGUCGGCCGAGUCGGAACCCGCCAUUGCCCCUGUCAUCGCGCACGAUUUUGCGCCUCAUCCCAUAUCCUCACCGGCCAAAGUCAAUCCCACUCCCCUGCCUCACCUCGAACCGCAGGAUGGGAACGAAUCGGCGCACUCCACCCCUUCCCUCGCCUCCGGUAUUCUCACUUCCACCGAAACCACUACGGCGACCCCCUCCCUCGGUCCGCGGAAGCCCCGCGACUUUACCGCGCGCAUCGUCACUAUCCGCCGUCCCGGUCGGCGCGGCGCCAGACAAGGGGUCCGAAUCACUCGCCGGCCCAUUCCCGUCGAUACGGACGUAUCGCGCGCCGAGACACCCCCGCUCGAACCCCUUCCUCGUUCUCAAUUCCUGGAAGACGUCGUCGAAAUGCACGGUCGCGAGAUGUACGACAAGCUCAAGCUCGCAUCCAAGCUACACAAUACCAGCGGCCACCUCCUACCUCCUGUUAUACGGGAUCUUCUUCCUACCCUCUCGGACCGCAAACAAGGCGUCCAACUCAUCAAUGAGGUCCGCGCCAACUUUGACCUCCCGCAGCUCUCGACGCGGAUGGACCGGGUCUUGCUGCAGAAAGCACUGGCGCAGAUGCGUGAGCGACUCUAUCUCGAGCUCGCGAGCGCAUUCAUCCUCCCCCACGCGCCGCCAGAGCUACCGCCCCCGGAGGAAACGGUGGAGCCGGAGGACAAGGUGUCCAUGUCGAUGACGCCCUCGUCGUUUGAGACGCUGUCGAGAACGCUGCCGAAGGUGUUCCAUAUGGACAAGGCGGGAAUUCAAGCGGCGCUGGCGAGUAAGGAGGGGAUGUAUGGGGAGGAAGGGGAUGUCGUGUGGCAGGGGGGCGUAGGCGCGAUGAAGCGGCGUCUGAAGGAUGGGGAGCUCCAACAUCCUCCAUGGACUCAUGCACUAUCUAUACUCCUCCCCUCUCCCCCUUCCCCCCGACAUCAACGCAUCCUCUCCCUCCCCUGCCUCUCCCUCCUUCUCCGCCGAGGUCGACCUACGCGCUCAUCCCACCUCGUCGCCUCUUCGCCUAUCCACCAAGACUUUGACCCCCUCGUGCGCCUGCACUGGGAGGUCUCGGUCCUGAAGCGCGUCGAGAUAUACGAGUCGGAAGUCGCCGAUGCGUCAUCGACCAAGCUCGUGCCCAAGGCUGUUCCGCGCGCCGUAGCGGGUGCGCUGGGCGGAGGGGGCGGAGCAGGAACGCGGCGAUACAAGGAGCAGGGGGUGGAUGAGAUCUUGACGCUCAAGAUGCUCCAGACGAUCAAUCGGGUCGAGGCGGUCAAGGGGAGUACGAUGGUGCUAGCGACGGGAGACGCGAGGGGCGGGCAGUUCAACCAGGAGGGGUUUCUGGGGGCGGUGAGGGAGGCGGUGGGGCGGGGGUGGAACGUCGAGUUGUGGUCGUUUAGCUCUGGGCUGUCCAGAGCUUGGAGGGAGACGGCAAAGAGGGAGAAAUGGGAUGGGAGGUUUAGGAUCUUUACGAUGGAUGAGUGGGCCGGGGAGCUGGUCGAGGUGAAUGAGGAUGCAGAAUGA
Dioszegia hungarica is the source of this 2157-nucleotide messenger RNA. RefSeq lists its product as uncharacterized. The record is from RefSeq and is a predicted model, not a curated record. Lineage: Eukaryota; Fungi; Basidiomycota; Tremellomycetes; Tremellales; Bulleribasidiaceae. The coding region runs from base 1 to 2157 and encodes 718 amino acids. The transcript has 6 exons.